UGUUAACUUUACCCCCAACUAAUUUACACCUCACUCACACAGACAUGAUGAAACGCGCACACGCACGCACGUUGUCGCCAGUGGAGACACGCGGGCCACCGUGGACUGCGGUAUAAAACAGAAGAGCCAGAUUGUCACAAAACUCUACGUAAAAGGAUUGGCGCGUGAGAGAGGAGAGGAGACGAACCAGACAUGAAUAGAGCUACUAAAACCCACAUGACCUCUCCCAUGUUUUUCCCUGGCAUGGGUAUGGCCCCUUUUUUCAAGGUGACUGUGUUUGAGCAGGAGCACUUCCAGGGCAAGUGCCAGGAGUUUACCUCUGAGUGCUGUAACAUCCAGAACUGUGGUCUGGACAACAUCCGUUCUAUCAGAGUGGAGAGUGGAGCCUGGGUGGGCUUUGAGCAUCAUGACUUCCAGGGCCAGCAGUUCAUCCUGGAGAGAGGAGAGUACCCCCACUGGGACGCCUACAGCGGCUCCCUGUCCUACCACGUGGAGCGCCUCAUGUCCCUGCGCCCCAUCUACUGCGCU
Oncorhynchus keta (chum salmon) is the source of this 528-nucleotide messenger RNA. Its product is annotated as beta-crystallin A3-like. The record is from RefSeq and is a predicted model, not a curated record. Gene Ontology annotation, biological process: lens development in camera-type eye; visual perception. Gene Ontology annotation, molecular function: structural constituent of eye lens. The annotation marks the transcript as partial. Lineage: Eukaryota; Metazoa; Chordata; Actinopteri; Salmoniformes; Salmonidae. The transcript is spliced from 4 exons.